Acanthisitta chloris (rifleman) is the source of this 984-nucleotide messenger RNA. RefSeq names its product succinate receptor 1 (gene SUCNR1). The transcript has a single exon. Gene Ontology annotation, cellular component: plasma membrane. Gene Ontology annotation, molecular function: G protein-coupled receptor activity. Gene Ontology annotation, biological process: G protein-coupled receptor signaling pathway. NCBI's taxonomy places the organism in Eukaryota, Metazoa, Chordata, Aves, Passeriformes, Acanthisittidae. The record is from RefSeq and is a predicted model, not a curated record. The annotation marks the transcript as partial.
UUUUUGGUGUUUAUUUUUUUCCUUUUCAUUUUCCAGGCUGAGAAUGAGACCAGUGGCUGUUUGCUGAUGAACAGAGUCCUAGAAAAGUAUUAUCUCUCCACCAUGUACAGCCUUGAGUUCAUUUUAGGCUUCAUUGGAAACACCAUCGUGGUGUUCGGCUAUGUUUUCUGCCUUAAAAACUGGAAAAGUGGCAACAUCUACCUGUUCAAUUUAUCCUUAUCAGAUUUGUUAUUUCUGUGCACUCUGCCAAUACUGGUGAGCAGCUACUCCCGAGAUCAGUGGGCUGAGAGCAUCCUGUGCCACAGCAACAGAUUCUUGCUGCAUGCCAACCUGUACAGCAGCAUCCUCUUUCUCACUGCUAUCAGUGUUGACCGGUACAUGCUCAUAAAACACCCCUUCAGAGACCACAUCCUACAAAAGAGGAGAACAGCUAUUGUGGUGUCCAUUUCCAUAUGGAUCGGGGUGAUCCUGGAGCUGCUGCCACUGAUGCAUUUCCUUGAGCCUCUAACACCUGCCAAUAAUUACAAGUGUCUUGAUUAUGCAAGUUCUGGAGACCCCGCAGAAAACCUCAUCUACAGCAUGUUCCUGACUGUCUUUGGGUUCCUCAUCCCUCUCUUGAUCAUGUGCUGCUUCUACGUGAAGAUGGUUCGUUUUCUUAAAAACAGGAGCGAGCAGCUCAGUUCUCCCCUGGCCCUGGAGAAGCCUCUUACUCUAGUGAUCCUCACUGUGGCUAUCUUCUCCUUGCUCUUCACUCCCUACCACAUCAUGCGCAACGUGCGUCUCGCUUCCCGGAUACCAGCCUUGGACGUCUCGGAGUGCACACAGGGCAUCAUCAGAGCCGUUUAUGUCAUCACGAGACCCUUUGCCUUUCUAAACAGUGCCAUUAACCCUGUUUUUUAUUUCCUGAUGGGUGACCACUUCAGAGAGAUGCUGAUGGCCAAAACAAGGCAGCUCUUGGGCAGGCUGACAACCGCCGGGGAGUGA